UGGAGGGGGCGGGCGGCGGGCGCGCAGCCGGCCAAGUCCCCGGAGCCGAGCCUUCCUCCGCGCGAGCCCCGCGAGCCUCGCCGCGGAUGCCCUGCCCGGAGUGCUCCGUGCCGCGCCAGGCUUGCCCAGGUCCGCGGCGAGACAUGCCCGAGCCAGGCGCUGCACCGACCUCGACUUAUCUGUAAGCAGCCGAAGGAAUCAUGGUCAGUAAAGAAAGCGGCAAAUGUGUACUCACGACAUCGGAGAGUGACGUGGAGCCUGCCGCCUGCCUGGCCCUGGAGAUGAAGUACGCGCUGGACCCCAACCGGCAGAUCAAGAAACGGAAUAAAGCCCUCCAGGUGCGGUUUAAGGACAUCUGUGAGGCGCAGAACGAGCAGAGGGACCCGCAGCUCUCGGCGGGACAGCCGGGCGAGAAGCGCGAGGCCAAGCCCGUGUCCUACAGGGCGGCCUACCGCAAAUACAUGACUGUGCCCGCCCGGAGGUCCAUCCCCAACGUCACCAAGAGCACAGGCGUGCAGACCUCGCCGGACCUAAAGAAGUGUUACCAGACCUUCCCGCUGGACCGCAAAAAAGGGAACCUCAAAAGCAUUCCCGCUGCAGAUGCUUUUAAGAAUCAAAACAAUGGGUUUGCAUCGGACACGAAGGAGAAGCGUGAGGAAGGACUGGGGGAGGAGGCCCGGCCGUGGGGUGCCGGCCGGGUACACAAGACGGCAGCCUUGGUUUUCCACUCCGACGAACACAUGAACGCCCUGGACCAGCCUGCCGGGGCCAACUGUGCAGAGCCGUGCAGAAACCCUGAUGUGCACAGCUGCCCAGAUGAGCCACUCCAGAACUCCGCCCGGCCUCCCUCCCAGGAGCCCGAUUACCAGCUGCACGGGAGAGCAAAGCACGACGGGGCAACACCAGACCCCGAGGCAGCUGCUCUGUCGGCCCACGGGACCGUGUUUAAAACCGAGGUGGCCACCGUUUACGCACCUGCCCCCAGCGCGAAGGCCCCCGAGGCUGCCUUGUCAAACUCUGCCGCCACGAGCGAACGGCCCCUCUGCCCGGCAGCCGACCCGGAGCGGAGGAGAGCCCCGCGUCUCAACGGGCUCCAGGGCCCCCAGGGCCCCGCGGCGGCCUGCUCGCCCCCGAUGCAGUGCCUGUCCCCCGAAUGUAGCGAGCAGCCCCCGCAGACUCGAGCCCCGCCGGGGGAGGAGAGCCAGCCUUGGCCCUCGGCCGCCGCGGUGGGCGAGGAAUGCCGACAGAUCGUGCCCCGCACAGAAGUUGUCGAUCUGAAAGCACAGCUGCAAGUGAUGGAGGACCUGAUCAGCUCCAGCCAGGAAACCAUCAAAGUGCUCCUGGGGGUCAUUCAGGAGCUGGAGAAAGGAGAGGCCCAUCGGGAAGGGCUUUCAUAUCGGACGGGGCAAGACACAGCUAAUUGUGACACAUGCAGGAACAGUGCAUGUAUUAUCUAUAGUGUGGAGCUGGACUUUAAGCAGCAAGAAGACAAGCUCCAGCCGGUUCUGAAGAAACUCCAUCCUUUUGAGGAGACUCAGGUCGCACCUUCGCCUUACUCUCAGGAGCCCUACUCCGCAACUCACAAGCAAAAAUCCAAACCCGAAUCUAAAAAGCACGGAAGAUGGAAACUCUGGUUUCUUUAAAACUCAUGGCGUGUGGAGUCUAAAGGCCGUCUUUAAAACCCAGUGGAGUAUGGUAAAUCCUUUUCCAAAACAAACAGGAUCGAGUGAGCUGCGGCGGCCUCUCGGGCGCCUCCCACUUCCCACCCUGCUUACCGAAAAGGCCUUUGUACCGACAGGUAGUGAGCAGAAGCAAGGUAGUAGACGUCACACCUUGCCGGCUGUUCUCUGCCGUUCACGGAUGUGGGAUGUAAACUCUGAAAUGAAGCUUAUGUAGUCAAAGAGGAUAAGAAAAAUGCUAUGCCCCCACCCCACCCCCAGAUCGGCAAGUGUUACGUUAUCAGCCUGCGAGACGGUGGGCUGUCACUCUGUACACAGCUAAAACUCAUAAUUAUUUUCCAGCCUUUCCUUUUUCUUUUUUUUUUUUUUUUAAAUAAUGAGAAGAAAAAGCAAGCCUUAUGUUUGCAAAAGACUUCAUUUUUAUGUUUAGUUUUGCAAAUAAGCAGGGGGCAAGUGCCAUUUUCAGCACAUCAAAUUCUGGAGAAAGCACAAUAUUUUUAAGUGGUCGGAGACCAAUAAAUAAUCUCUAAAAUGUGACUAUAUGUAUAUUUGCCUUCAUGUGCUGUAGCGCUAAGCCAAGUGACCCCAUCUCAGUGUCACACUGACACCUCAAACUUAGCAUUCUCUUCAUCUCCAGACCUGCAACAUGUUUACUGCUCAUUUUACAAAUGGCCAGCAGCCAGGAGUCCCCCAAAGUCUAGGACAUGCCUUUACUCACUGAAGUUGACAGGGUCAGAGCUUUGGACACUAAGCUUUCUUAGAUCUCAUUUUUAAUCUUUUGGUACCCAAAGGCCAAAUGAUAAAUUCUGGCAAGAAUUUGAAAACACACAUAGAGAUACACAGUGGAUAACGCCGUCACCAAUAAAUCAUAGGGGUUCUCUGCCGCCAGGAAGUGUUUCUGUGGAUAAGUCUUUGAGACCUUGUUCAUCACCAAAAAUGUGGCCAGACUGUUUUAUACAAUCCAUUCUGCUCUGUCACCGCCGUGGAAGACCGGACCAUCUCAAAGAGAAGCCGCGUGUUUAGUUUAGCUGCCGCCAGCAAACUUAAUGUCACCUACAUCCAACCUAUUAGUCAGUUGUACUCAAUGACAUACCUAGGGGAAAGCUGUGAAUCAAAUGUUUUUAGGUAUUUUUUAAAUAAACAGUGACACUUAGAGUUCUCUUUUGAUUAUACAUUGCAAUAUAAAUCUUAGUUCCUUUAUUUUUCCACUCAUUCUUUUGCACCUUUGCAAUUAUCUUUUUAUAGAAAUCAAAAGCCCCUCGUCUACAAAUGACUUGGUCUGUCCAUUUUCUGCUUUUCAUGAUAGGAAGUAGGAAAUCUUAUUUUGCCUUUUUUUUGUACAAGUAAAAUUUCGAAUAGUUUGUGAACAUACCAGAAAACCUAGUCUUCAAGUUUCUGUCCAAAAAUUUCACAUCUAAUUUCAUGCUGACAUGGACACGUCAUUGAUUAGAUGCCAAAAGGAUGUCUACCUGCAUUCUUUCCAUCGGAGCUAUUUCUUGCCAUGCGUCUUCCUCCUCACUCAAUACCAAAUCUAUUUUAGUUCUAAGUGUUUCAAUUCUACAAGGACCUAGUGAUCAGCCAUCAGACCCAGAAUUAAUAAAAUGAAGAGUGUAUUCUGUAAGCAUUCUUUGGGGGUUACACACACUAUCUUGCAGAUGUAUCCUUUAAUUAAAAAGAAAAACACACACCUUUAGUGGAAACACUAUGUGAGCAUAGAAAUCCUUCAAUUAUCAGUAAACAGAAUUGAGAAAUAUUUUUGUGCAAGGAAAAGGACACACUGAUCCCGUACCAUGAAGGAAGUGCAAUUGUUUCACAUAGACAAAAAUUUAAAAAAAAAUGUGUUUCAUGUAUUUUAUACUGUUUUUAACUAAAGUUAUAAAAAUGUUUGCAAGUUAUAUCCCCUUGUGUUUUAAGAAUGCCGACUAUCUCGGUAAAUUGAAAUAAGGGUGUUAGCAGCUUUCUAAUUAGUGCUAUAAAUCUGUCUCAACAAGAGGGCAUCCUAGUAAACAGAAUGACAUCACUGUUUAAAAGCAGUCUAGAUCAAAGAAAAAAAAAUUCAAAGUCAAAAAGGAAACUGAAGAUAAACUAAUUCCUAUUUAAAACUAAAACUAUCUUCAGAAUAGAAAAAAAAUUUUCAAAAUCAUUUCAUAGUUUAAUUGCAAUGUGUCAUGAACAGACGCCUAUUCUUCUCUUGGAAAGAUUUAAGUAAAAACUUUGAUACAAAACCAAGGUAAAAAGUACAGUGUUCCCUCAUAUGUACAUGUAUACAUGGCAUUAUGUAUAGAAGUUAAAUUAUUAUACUUGUCACUAAGUUCUUUAUUAAUUUUUAAAUAAAAAAUCAACGGU
Messenger RNA from Lontra canadensis (Northern American river otter), 4025 nucleotides. RefSeq names its product inhibitory synaptic factor 2A (gene INSYN2A). The record is from RefSeq and is a predicted model, not a curated record. Bases 201 to 1643 code for a protein of 480 amino acids. Gene Ontology annotation, cellular component: postsynaptic density. The transcript is spliced from 4 exons. Lineage: Eukaryota; Metazoa; Chordata; Mammalia; Carnivora; Mustelidae. Gene Ontology annotation, biological process: inhibitory postsynaptic potential.